UGAAAACAAUACAUGUUAAAGGAAUCUAGGAGUUUUAGUUUAAAAAGCCUAUGUGAUUCUAGGUUGCAUCGAUACCAGAAUAAUGUCUAGAUCAAGAGAAGUAAAAGUCCCAAUCUAUUCUGUUUUAGUCAGACCUCACUGUGUCCAUUUCUGGGCACCAUAAUCCAAGAAGGAUAUUGUCAAGCUGGAAUGUGUUCAGAAAAGAGCGAUCAAAAUGAUCAAAGGUCUGGAAGCCCAUCCCUAUCAUGAGCAGCUUAGGGAGUUAGAUAUGGUUAGCUUGGAGAUAGUUUGGAGGGAACAUGAUAACCAUGUUCAAGUAUCUGAAAGGAUGUCAUAUUCAGGAGGUGACAGGUUUUCUUUUUCUCUAGAUACUAGGAAAUGGAACAAUGGAUUCAGACAGGAAAAGAAAUUCCACCUAAACGUUACGAAAUUCCUGAUGGUAAGAACUGUUUGGCAGUGGAAUAUGGAGUGUGAUAGCAUUUCCAUUUUGGAGGUUGGGUGGCCAUCUGUUGGAGAUGCUUUGAUUAUGUGUUCUUGCAUGGUGGGGGUUGGAUGGAUGACCCUUAUGAUCUCUUCCAACUCUGUGCUUCUAUUUGUAUAAAUACUUUUCAAAUUAGCUGGUGUAACAAGACUGGGAACAGAAAAGAUAAACUGGCAACUCUCCCCCACCCUCCCCAGUGUGACAGGAACUGGUGUUAUAUUGGUACCAUGUCAUAGAACCAACAGUUGAUACCUUAUAGGCAGAGGCCAGUCCACAAACCAUCACUUUCAGUAACUAGUUAGAUCAUUUCCUAAUCGAAUGCUGCUGAGGUAGGGUUGCUUGCCUAUCUUGAGUCACAAAGGCAUAAAAGUCCAGUCUGCAAAACACUGUCUUCUGUGCUGUGAGGGAAAGGGUGGUGAAAUGAUGAAACCCAGGAAAAGCAAAAUGCAAAGUAUCUUUCUGGAGCCAUUUUAGCUCAAGCCUAUAAUUGUCCUAUGGAAAACAGAUUGAAUUAAGCAAUGCAACACUGAGAAAGCUUGCAAGCCAAGCGACAUUUUAAAAAUUUAGAUUACUUCAUUGACAUAAGACUAGCUCUCUUUGAUGCAUUUUUGUCUACAUGUUUGGGGAUGGGGGCGGGGAAGGUAAAACCAAACAUGUUUAACAUUUAUGACUUCCAAAUAAACCAGUCCCAUAGGUUAUUCUGAUCAUUAUCUUUGAGCCAAGCCCAGAACUUCAGAAGUAUAAAAAGAGUAAUGUCUGAGAGACACAUAAAAAGGGUUCCACUCUCUGCCUGUUUGCCUAUCCAUCUCUUUGGGACAUCUCCAGGUUUUCAUCAGCAACCUUGGUUCUGCUUCUCCACAAGCCACCAUGAGCCAACCGUGCGUCAGCUCGGGAUCCUUGAGUGGAAAGCGGUGUGUCACAUCUGCUUCAACUAUCAGCCGUGGAUAUAGGGGGCCUAACAGUUUGUCUUCUAUCUGCUACACCGGAGCAGGCAGAAAUGGUGGCUACACCAACAUCAGCCAUUACAACAUUGGCCGUAGCAGGAGACUUUCAGGAGGAAGUUCUGGUGGAAAUGGAGGAAGUUCUGGUGUAUACAAUGCCAGCUUCAGGGAUUUUAGUAGCUUGGGCUAUAGUGCUGGGUCCUUUGGUUAUGGUGCUGGUGUUGCAAAGCCUGGGAGCUUUAGUAGUUACAGCUUAGGGGCUUAUAGCCCAGGUGAAGGAUUCAGCAGCCGCAGCCUUGAAGGCUAUGGCACUAGCUACAGUAGUGGCUACAGAGGCAACAGCUUUAGCAGCCGAAGCCUUGGUGCUGGCCACAGCAAAAACUAUGGAACAACAGGUUUCAGUAGUCGAAGUCUUGGUGGUGGUGUCUUUGGCAGCAGAGGUCUUAUUGCUGGUGGUCUUUUUUGUAGUAGUUUGGGCUCUGAUGCCAUUAGCCGCCAUGGUGAUGGAAGGGGGAUCCAUGCAGUGAGAGUCAAUGCAAAGCUGUUGAGGCCUCUUUGUAUCAAAGUAGAUCCAGAGAUCUCUCGUGUAAAAGAGGAAGAACGAGAACAAAUCAAAACCCUCAAUGACCAGUUUGCAUGCUUCAUUGAUAAGGUGAGACACUUAGAACAGCAGAAUAAACUUCUGGAAACCAAAUGGAGCUGUCUGCAGCAACAGGAACCCAUGGAGAAGCAAAAUACUGAACAUCUGUAUCAGAAUUAUAUUGUGACUCUGAAGAAGCAGCUGGACCUUUUGCUGGAUGAACGGGAGCAGCUUAAACUAGAACAAGUCAAAUUCCAGGAUGUGGUUGAAGAAUAUAAAUCCAGGUAUGAAGGCGUAAUCAAUCGACGUCUGGGUGCAGAAAACGAAUUCGUGGUGUUGAAGAAGGAUGUGGAUUGUGCCUAUACUAGCAAGGUGGAGCUGGAGGUGAAAGUGGAUUCCCUAAGACAGGAGCAAGACUUCCACAGAUGUGUCUAUGAUACAGAACUGGAAAGCUUAGCAACUGCGAGUGACACCAAUGUUGUUGUAUCUAUGGACAACAGUCGCGACUUGGACAUGGAAGGCAUCAUUGAAUCAGUGAGGUGCCAGUAUGAAGAGAUUGCCCAGAGGAGCAAGGAUGAGGUCAAUGCCCUGUAUGAAACCAAGUAUAAAGAGCUACAGACCACCUGGGGCCAUCAUUGCAACAGCCUGAGUAGCAGCCGCCAUGAAAUUCAGGAAUUGACCCGCCUGAUCCAGAGAUACAAGGCUGAUGUGGAAAAUGGUAAAAAACAGGUUGAGGCGCUGCAGGUUGCCGUUGCUGACCACGAGCAGCAGGGUGACUGCACCCUGAAGGAUGCCAAGGAAAAACUGGCAGAAGUUGAAAAGGCCUUGCAGUCAACCAAGGAUGAAUUGGCUCGUUUGCUGAGGGACUACCAAGAACUGCUGAAUGUCAAGGUUGCCUUGGAUAUUGAGAUUGCAAUGUACAAGUCACUUCUGGAAGGAGAAGAGAGCAGGAUAUGCAAUUCUACACCUGUGAACAUAUCUGUGACAGGUUUCUCCAACAUCUCUAUAGCUGGUGGAGGCCAUGGUGGUGGAGCUGGAUUUGGAAGGAGGUACAUUAGUGGUCCUGGUGGAAGAAGAAGACAUGUCAGCAGUAAUGCAAGAUUCACCUCAAGAAGUGGUCAUCCUACCCCCAAAACUGGAUUCAGCUCCAGGAGUGGAGGGAAUCUGCCCCGAUGCACAAUGAGCUCUGGCUUUGGUGAAUGCACUGCCAGCCCCGUGGUGCCAAGUGGGGAGCCAAGGGAUUUUGCCCCAUUGAAAUUAGGAAGCACUGCAAGUGGAGUCUCUAGUUCUAGGAGCAGACGGUCUCGCAACAGGAGUGGGAGUUGCAGCUCUGGCAGGGUACGCAUGUCACCAAAUGGUGGGGUUUCUAGCAUAGGGAACGUUACUGUAAGUAGCAGCUACACCACUCAUGGCACAACUACUAAUACAGGAGAGGAAUACAGCUCUCGGUACUAGAGCAAUGUCUAAAUGGCUUCUCAAAAUGCCCCACUUUGUUUUUGGGGAAAAUUUUCAGUAAAUUUCUUCAGGGCUAAAAGAAAUUUUCUAGUUUGAUAUCUUUUCCCUAUCCCACUUCCUCUCUUUUUUGCUGCUAGUGAAGAGACAAAAGGAAAAAAGAAAAGAAAUAAUAUUAAUAAUAUUGUUGUUCUCCACUGUGUCUUGGGUCUUUCGUCAUUCCAUGGCAAUCUGGAUGGUCAGGGGUGGGGUCAUGGCAGCUUACCAUACAAAGUAUGAUUUCAAAUAGUUGGGGGGGGGGAUUUGCAAUUUGCUCCUUUUUUUCUAGAAUGGGAUGGGUAUGAAUAGAGGGCCUAUCAGUUCCUCUCAUUGAUAUUCACUGUUACCCAGAUUUAUAUCAUUGUCACUCACCCCUUAUUUCCAAACUGCUGAUCCUUCUCCAAAUAAAUUGUAAGCUUAAAAUGAAGAAAUGCCCCCCUGCCCGGCAUCCAGGGACUCAGUUCUCCAUUAUGGGGAUCUUUUUCACUAAGAUAGGGAUGCCUAGGAGAGACAAAUGGACAAUUCCCACCUCUAUUCUAGGAGUGUGAGGGGGGAAAAUCUACAAAAAUGUCAAGGUGAAAAAGGUUCCUGAGAAAAUUUUAACUAUUAACUUUUGUAAGUCAGCUUGAGACCUAAGGUGCUAUGUGUAUGUGUAAUACACACACACACCCCACCUUGGGACUCAACAUGUCUUACAAGGUGUCCUAUAACACAACAGUUCACCUUAAAGUAUAGAUGCCACUGCUCUACCAUUACAAAAGUUCAAGGUUUGCUUGUUUGAGAAGGUGUGUAUUUCAUCUACUUGUUCCCAGAAAUAAGGCAAUUUAUGCCUCAAGCUGACUGGUAUAAUAUGUUAACAAUAAACACAGUCUCAAUCCAGGGGUUUCCUCAGUCAUAUAACUCCAGUUCCAUAGUUAGACUUGAACAUGAUGUGCUCCCUGCCUGCAUUUUGUUGGUAGUGCUACAGUUGCUGGUUUCAUUGCCAGUCCUUCUCCUAAUGUGUGCCAGCAAAGGAAAGGUCAGCCAAGAAGUUUAUUCCAAGCAGCAGUAGCUAGUAGCUUCCAUGUCAGUGUGACAGUACUGUAUAUCUAUUUUAGGUUUAGUCAGAGCUUUGAAAGGUGCUGGACGGCAUUCACAAUCUUGGAUGGCUUCACUGAAGUUCGGACUAAACCCAGAGCAGAUUCACUGCCUCACUUGCAUGGAAGCCAUAAGCCUGGUUCCAGUUUUCUCUCAUGCCACAAGUCUGGAACACUCCAAGUAGGCUUAAGGCACUGGAGAGUUUUCAUUCUUUAAACAGACAUACACACACAUGCAUGCACAUACUAUAUUUUGGUCCAGAACACUUGUUGGAUAAACAUGUGAGUUGACCUACAAAUUCUGAUCGUUGCCAUCAAGAUAUGAGAGCUGCCAAGGAUGGCAUCACCAUUCAGCUGGAUGAUGGUGUGGGAAAACAUCCCAAGGAAAUGCCAUUUUGGACAACAUCUCCAUUUGAUCAUAUGUUCAUGUGCAGUUAUUAUUCCAUUGCUGCUUAUCAAAUGUGUCUCUCUUUCCACUCCAUCUUACAAUGAGACAACAGCUGGAAACUGGUUGGAAAGUUAUGAAUGUGUAAUUUAGAGCUGCAUACUCAAAAAUCUUGUAUUCAUGAUCCUUACAUAGUGCUUGGGUUAGGGGAUUCAUAGGGAUAGAAUGUGUGAUCUGGCAUGAAAGGCUAUCACAACAGGGUUUCUGCCUCUGCCUGUCUCACUAGAGAUAGGAAGAGGCAUGACUGUCAGCUGCUUCCUGAAUGACAGGGGAACAGACCCUCGUUGAUCACAGCAGCAGCUGCCCAGUAACAGAAGUGAAGAUCAAGUGGAUUGGGAUUCAUUAUGUAGCACCAUAACAGAAAGCUUUUUUUCUGUUGCUAAAUUAACCAGUUAGCAAGGUUAAGAUAAGAACCCACAUCUGUUUGUUUUGAACCUGUGGGAAUAUAGAUAGAAGUGUGGUAGUUUUGUAGUAGACAUUCAGAAAAUAAAACUAUAAAAAUC
Molecule: messenger RNA, 5517 nt
Organism: Anolis carolinensis (green anole)
Lineage: Eukaryota; Metazoa; Chordata; Lepidosauria; Squamata; Anolidae
Product: keratin, type II cytoskeletal 7
Exons: 9
Coding region: 1349-3457 (702 amino acids)
Biological process (GO): intermediate filament organization; keratinization
Cellular component (GO): keratin filament
Molecular function (GO): structural constituent of skin epidermis
Source: RefSeq, a predicted model, not a curated record